GCUGCAAUGAUAUCUCCCGGCUGCUGAGAGCACUUCCGGGAUUGAUACGAUGGCUGAUUUGAACGCCAAGUAUCAGAAAUUGGCAGCCGAAUACUCCAAGCUCAAAUCCCAGUAUCCUGUUCUGAAGAAAGCAUACAUUGAUGAACAAGCUGAAAGUGAAAAACUAACGCUCACUGUAAAAGAGAAGGACCAAUCCAUUCGUAAACUAGAGCAAGAGGUUGACAGUCUUGUGUUUCGUAACCAGCAACUGUCAAAACGGGUGUUAUUUCUUCAAGAAGACUUGGAACAGAUUGAGUCAUCCAAAAAGAAAAAAGGAAAGAGUAACGAUGUUGCAAGCACAUCGGAUGCGGGGAGAGGAACCAGCGUGUUGAGCGAGGAGUUACAGAGCAAGAUAGAGGAGAAUGCUCGGCUUCAUAAACAGCUUCAUGAGGCGGACCACCAGUAUCAGGGCACGAUCCAGGAGCUGGAGGACCGGCUGAAACGACUGGAGCGGGAGAACAGUCAGCAUGAGGAGGUCCUCAACGCUACCAGGCAGAAGAGCAAGACCCAGGUGGACAAACUCCAGGAGGAGAAGGCUAUGCUGGAGGUGAAGCUUCAGACUCUGGAGACAGAAAUCAAAGAGUUCCGAGGACGGGCUGAGUCAGCGGAAGAUAAGCUGGGAGCACUUCAGCAGCAUCUUCAAGGCAAGCUGGAUGUUGCUACCAGGAUCAUCACUGACAAACUGCCCUUCAUUGACACCAAAAACCGAGACCUAAACAGCCUCAAUCUCCCCACACAUGAUCGGAAGCAUCAGCUACGAGCCCGGGAGCUGGUCGGCCAGGCCUCCAACCUUGUGGCAGAGCUGGUGCAGGGCUUGUCCAACUUCUACACUUACAGUGAACAGAGGUCUAAGAUAUACCCUGCUGAUGGCGUCUCUGAACCUCUCAGUCAAAUAAACUCUCAGUAUUGUAAAUACCUCCAUGAAAACCUUGCCUAUCUGCGCCCAGUGGAGCAGUCUCUGCAACAUUUCUUUGAGUCACUCAAAGAAGAUGCCCUUACAACACUAGAAACAGCCACAGACUUACAGGGAUUUUCAAAAAGCUUUGUCACAAUGGUGGCUUAUAUGAAUAAACUGUUGCCUUAUCAGCUGUCAAGUAUAGAAGAGGAGUGUGCAGUGUCUUCCUGUACGUCAACACUUGCUGCCAAAAAUAUGGAGCUGUACAAGUCCUUAAAAAGGCUGAAUGCCACCUUCAACAAGAUAGAGUCGUACACCACCAUCCUUGCCGCUCAAAGUGACAAGGGCCAGAACCCCCACCCCCAGUCUAACUAUGGGUCUCUCUUCACGCGGCUGUGUAAAGCUCUCAAUGACAUGCAUGAAGCAGUGAAGGAGGUUUCGAAGCACUACAACUCCAAGGUCUCCCUGGAGCACCAACUUCCAACAGCCACACAGAAACUGAAGACAACCGAUGAAUGUGUCGUUGCAUCUCUUGUCUCCCUCGUCACCAACACAGGGAAGAUAGCUACAUUCAUGUCAGGCAAUCUACCAUUCUUCACUGAGACUGCUGGGUAUCGCACCCGUGGUAGUAGUAUAGGAACAGACAGCGAGCAAGACGGACCUCGAUCACAUCCAGCUGUUGUCCAUUUCCGUCAACGAGCUGCCAACUAUAUCUCCUGUAUAUCUAGGACCUGUCCAGAUACUGUACCUCACCGGGUAGCAGUACAGAACAGGAAGACGCUACUCAGCUCCAAGGAGAGUAAGGAAGGCUUAGCUAAACAGGUGUCGGUGUUCCAGCAAAGGUGCGGCAAGCUGGAGCAGGAGAAGGAACACUGGAUGCUGGAGCUUCAGCUGCUGAAGAUCAAAUAUGAAAACGAGGUGCAGAAAUCCAAAACCCUUGAGAAGGACCUACUGUCUUUAAACAACAGUGAUAAGGUUGGAUCUAUAGAAGACAACCUGGACACACAGACCCCAACUCCACGCAGUGCCAGUCUCAGCUCCAGUCCAGGAGUUCAGACUAACAUGCUUGGUAAACUGGAGAGGGACGCUGUUAUCAACAAUGAUGUAGACAGUCGUGAGCAGCUCAUCAAAGACCACUUCGGGAAGCGGAUCAAUGAUAUGACUCUACAGCUGCAGCAGGCUGACAGCAAGUGUGUCAACUUCCACUCGGAGGUCCGAGCACUGCACACGCAACUACUGCUGGCCGACAAAGCCAAGGCGUCAUCAGUGGAAGAACUCACAGUGGCCAACCAAACACUGGCUCAGCUCAAGGAUGAGCUGCAGACAACAUCCCGGAGUUACGAGGGUCAGCUCAGCAUGAUGAGUGACCAUCUGGCUGGGAUGAAUGAAAAGUUGACUCACCAGAAGGACGAAAUAGAUGAACUUAAAAUUCAGCUUCAGAACACAUCAUCAAAGGGUCACAAGAAGGGAAAGAAGUAAGGCCAAAUGACUGGACAAUGAAACUAAACAUAAUAAGUAUAUAUUCACGAAGAUCUUGGGUUGACAUGCAGAAUGCUUCAACAGACAGUAUCCAUGCACUCAGCUUCAGCAGCAAGAGUGACCAAUGGGAUCAGAGGAUGCUCAGCUGAAACUGGAGUUCCACAUGAAAAUGCCCAUUCUUCCUGAUUAUGGUAGAAGGAGACUUACUGUGAUAAGAACAGUCUGACUGAAAAUGGUCAAAUUGGUCAGAAAUAUGUUAAAGAUAAUCAGAAAUCUGUACAGUAAAUUAUAAAAUAUGUGUUGUGGCGAACCACCCAGCAUUGACAUCUGUUGUUCUAACAAGUCAUAAUGUACCUGCCGCUUCGGAUCAAGUAGUGCUAGAAAUAAUGCAGGUGUAUGCAAUUUGUGUUCUCUUCAGACGGUGGUGCAAGCUUAACUUCCUGGCGGUUAUAGGGCCCUUAAGUUUUGCAAGGCGGUACUAAGAUGGUUCUCAGUUCCCUUUGCGCGCAUCAACAUGCAAUGUGCGAGACGGGCCCAGCUUACUUCCGUUACCAGACUUACGGUGACAAGCGUAUAUACAAGAACCAGUUCUGGUUCCAAAUUGUGCGACUGCAGAAUAUGACUUUACUAGACUGGACCAAGUGUACAACCAUGCUUCGCUGUCACAGCUGUUGACAGUCGUAAUAGCUGGCUAACUUAGGGAUGGUUAGAUCGCGAAAUUUGUUAUUCCUGCAAGGAUUAUUGGUUCCUUACUGUCAACUGGCAACCAUGAGACCAUUCAAAAGGUAUGAAUCGUUGUUUGUCCCCGGAAGUACUAAGGUCUCGCAAAGUGCUGUUACCUACUUACCGGCCCUAUUCCCACACCUAUAUAUAUAUAUAUAUAUAUAUACGCACUGUUAACAUCACUGCUGUUAGCGGUCUACUUAUGUGCAAUAGCAUCUCCACACUGACAAUAGUCUGCUGGUAGCUGUGUAGAAGUCACAGAUAAUGCCACAACCUAACUCUGGUUUAAGUAUCAACAUAUAAAUUUUCCAUGAUAUUAAACUUUGAUGUUCUUCAUUACAAUUAUUGCUUUCUGUGGCACCUUAUAAAACAUUUUCAAACAUUGUAUUGAUGGUUUCUGGACUAAAGGAUGUAAUAUGCA
Molecule: messenger RNA, 3557 nt
Organism: Haliotis rubra (blacklip abalone)
Lineage: Eukaryota; Metazoa; Mollusca; Gastropoda; Lepetellida; Haliotidae
Product: protein phosphatase 1 regulatory subunit 21-like
Exons: 20
Coding region: 50-2413 (787 amino acids)
Cellular component (GO): membrane; early endosome
Source: RefSeq, a predicted model, not a curated record